Messenger RNA from Carassius auratus (goldfish), 6823 nucleotides. Its product is annotated as FERM domain-containing protein 4B-like. The record is from RefSeq and is a predicted model, not a curated record. Gene Ontology annotation, cellular component: adherens junction; bicellular tight junction; cytoskeleton. Gene Ontology annotation, biological process: establishment of epithelial cell polarity. NCBI's taxonomy places the organism in Eukaryota, Metazoa, Chordata, Actinopteri, Cypriniformes, Cyprinidae. The transcript is spliced from 24 exons. Bases 661 to 3744 code for a protein of 1027 amino acids.
ACAGUAGAUUUACAGUAAGCAAAAGUCUUCAUUUAGUUUGCAUUUACUCCCAUAGCUGUUUCAGAGGAAGAUGGUCAAACCCAAUAAACCUCUCACUGUUGAAUCCCACAGACAUUUUGUGGCACUAUAGGAUUGUUAUGUGUAUUGUAAUCUGCUUUUUAAGUCCUCUGGCUUCAAGUCAAGCAGUAAAGGAGGGACGGCAGCAGCGUUUGGGACACGUGGACAGGCCGCAGAAAGCGAUGUGGCAGAGGCAGGUUUACUUUUGGAAGCAAAAUGGCAGGACUGUGUGUGUGUGCGAACAAAUCUGUCCUUUAAGUUUCAUGUGUGCUCGAAAAAGUGCAGUAAAAUGGUGAGCUAAAAUCGUGGCUGGCAGUGCAGCCCACAAACCUCAGCUCUUUCCUUCACUGCCUGGCUGCCCUCCCAGAGUCUCCGGCUCUAACCUCCAAAAGAAAUUCCCCUGCUCUUUUCUCCAGGAGCACGGAGGAGUCUCCACGCACAUGGGGAAUGUAGUCGAAACGCAUGCCACCUACUUGUCGAUCUUGCACGAGGGAGCAAAGAUCAGGAGCUGGUGAAAGAAGGCUCUGUGGAGAGUUUGACCCAGACUAGGUUUGGUUGUGUAAGGUGGGGGCGAGCCGGGGAGCAGCCGGUGGCGGAGCGGCCAUGGCUUGGGGUUUAGUGUGUGGGCUGGAAGCCCUGCUGCUGUGGAGUGGCACUUUCAUUUGGCAGAUGGUUGUGUGGAUGAUCCGGAGGUGUUACCUGCAGAGGAUGAGGUCAUGUCAGCAGUGCCUACACACCUGCUUCUACCUGAGCGACGUCUAUCAGAUGACCGAGGGACGGCUCUGCCAGGUGCAGCUCCUGGACGACAGGAAGCUGGAGCUCUUGGUUCAGCCAAAGCUGUUGUCCCGUGAACUCUUGGAUUUAGUCUCAUCCCAUUUUAACCUGAAAGAAAAGGAAUACUUUGGGUUCACCUAUGUGGAUGACAUUGGUCAGUGCAAAUGGCUGCAGCUGGACCGCAGAGUCCUGGAGCACGACUUCUCCAAGAAAUCCGGGCCUAUUGCGCUUCAGUUCCUGGUGAGGUUUUACAUUGAGAGUAUUUCGCUGCUGAAGGAGCACACAACUGUGGAGUUAUUCUUUCUGAAUGCCAAGUCGGCCAUCUAUAAUGGUGACAUCGAGGUGGAGAGUGAGCUGGUUUUUAAAUUAGCUGCUCAUGCGCUGCAGGAAUCUAAAGGAGACUAUGCAAGUGAUGAAAACACCAGAGCAGAUCUGAAGAAGCUUCCAGCACUGCCCACUAAAGUCCUGAAGGAGCAUCCGUCUCUGGCAUACUGCGAGGAGCGUGUGAUUGAGCACCACAAGCUGUUGAAAGGGCUCUCCAGAGGACAGGCCAUUGUGCAGUACUUGACCCUGGUGGAGUCACUGCCCACAUACGGAGUGCAUUAUUAUGAAGUGAAGGAUAAACAAGGACUUCCAUGGUGGCUGGGCAUCAGCUAUAAAGGCAUAGGACAGUAUGACCACCAAGAUAAAGUCAAACCUCGAAAGCUCUUCCAGUGGAAGCAGUUGGAGAACUUGUACUUCAGAGAGAAGAAAUUUGCUGUGGAGGUGAAUGACCCUCACAGGCGAACAGUGACUAAACGCACGUUUGGUCAGACGGGGCUGGUGAUCCACACUUGGUAUGCCAGUCACUCAUUGAUCAAAACCAUCUGGAUCAUGGCCAUCAGCCAACACCAGUUCUACCUGAACAGAAAACAGAGCAAAGCAAAAAUCACCACAGCCAGAAGUUUAGGAGACAUUGCGACUGACCUGACAGAGAACGGAGCAUCAAAGAUGAACAAACUGAGUGCAGGGGUGAAGAAUCAGCUCAUCAUGGCCAGUAACGGGAGUCUGAUUUCAACAGGUUCGGCUGACUCUGAAAUGAAUGACGACCAGAAAAAAGAGAAACUUGCGGAGCUGAGAAAGAAAGAGAGAGAGCUCCAGGACAUGCUAAGCCAAAAACUGACAGAGCUGAAAGAAAUAUGCCUGCGGGAGGCUCAACUUACUGGCAAACUUCCGAAAGAGUUUCCCCACAUCAAAGGCGAAACCCCUCCUCAUGUUCGGAGGAGAGUCGGGACGGCUUUCAAAUUAGAUGACCUUUUCCCCUAUAAUGAGGAUCCAUACCUGAGAAAUUUGGAGAGUCGCUUUGCAUUGCAGCAGAAAAUCGUGGAGGCAGCCAAGAAGCUCGCUGCCGAUCCUGACAUCUCUAAAUUAGUGAGGAAAAAGAGGAGGAGGAACUGUCUGGAUGCCAUGCAAAAGCUGCAGGAGAUCGAAGAUGAAAUGAAUCAAUACAGACUGAAGAAAGGGCAGAAACCCACACAGAGGGCUUCUGUGAUCAUAGCAGAUGAACUGGCUCAGUCCGAGUGCAGCUCCCUGUGUGAUAGUCUUCCUCUAGAGGAUGAAGAUGAUGGGCAGAGGCCGCGCUCCCGCUCCGUCCAGUGUUCCCCGUGUCUGAGUCCUCCUCUGUCAUCGUCCGGUCUGGAAUACGACUCAGAGAGACGAUCCUCAUCCAGCGACACACAUCACGACAGAGCUCUUAAUAGAUUAGAUCAUGAGGUCCAAGGGCCAGGACAUUAUUACACCCCCCGAGAGGUGUUCUCUGCCCAAAGCAGUCCGUGUAAAACUUUACCUAGAAUGCCGAAGGACCCCCGCAGCUUACCCCAAACCCCCGUCAUGCCCCGUAACGCCUACAGCAGCAGCCAACUCAGAUCGGAAGGUUAUAUCCGUGGUUUCCGGCACCGCAGUGGCAGUUUGGAGUCCCAGUCACAACUUCUCCACUCUCACUGCGCAAACAAAUUGGCCUUUCCUCUGUCUCCUUCCCGUCGUAGCAACAGCACUGAGGUGCUGGACGACUGCUCAUCCUAUACCAGCAUGUCCAGCAUGGACUAUUGCCUCCCCUGCUCAGCCACUCCUCCCUACCGCAUGCUAGACUCGCAAUCCCAUGAUUACCGGCUCCACCGCAAAGUGGAGAUCUACGGAAAUACCGGCAGCAUGCCUAACUUGGUCCCUCAAAACUCCAGCUGUUAUGGCUACCAGCAGAAUCACUAUGGCCCUGCUGCGUAUUACAUGACUGGGUAUCCGGGCCUUGAAUAUGAGCCUUGUUCUAACGGAGCUUACGUUUACGAGAGUGAGCUUGAGGGUCACUAUAACAUCAACCCCACUUACCCAGCACAUGGUUACCAGAGUCGUAGUCGGAACAGGCAUUAUGGAAUAGAAGGGUCAGAUAAUUUGUCACAGAAUCCAUAUGCCACCGUGAGGCCCCCUAGAGGACGACAGGGACCCUUGAAUGAGGUGCUGACGAAGAACAUGUACAAGGCUUUGGUGGCGGAGCAUUUGAAGGGAUGGUACAAUCGCAGUGCUGGGCACAGGGAACCAGGUGCCUAUCAGCUGGUGUACACCUACAAAUAUGACAGAGGUUCCCAGCACAGCCUGGGCUACCAGACGCUGCCCGCCCCCUUCACCCACUCCAGCAGAACCAACUCGUUCUCCUCAGUGUCAUCUACUGCCAGUGGAGGGGGAAACUGGCAGAAUCAUUUAGCUGUGGGUCUGACUGAUGGUGAAUUGCCAGACGGUCCCUUGAGUGCUGGGGCUUACAGUCCUUCAUACAGUCGCAGUCCUACACACAACAGGUUCCCGUCAGAAAGUGCCACCUCUCACACAUCAGAGCCGGUAGAGGUGUUUGGAGCCAUGGCCAGCUGUUCUGACACAGACCAUUAAAGAGUAAUGAGGACAGCUCAUUCCGCAUGACAGUCCUGUGACGUCACAGAGCACACGUUGAUACUGCAUCAACACGACUGCUGUAUUUACCACUUCUGGAGGACCAAAAGAUAUACCGGCACAACAGAAAGUAGAAAGGAAACAGAAGCACCUUACGGACAGAUGUGGACAACAUGGACCUAAAUCUAUCUCGUGCCUCAGAAUGGGAUGGCCAUGCUAGUGGACGUCUAGCCUAACAAAUGACUUGUAAAGUGCCCUGGACUGUGAGAGCAUCGGUGUUCACGCUCAGUUCUGUGGUGUGAAUAAUAAACCUACCAAAUGAGAUGGGCACACUUAUAGUAAAUGUCAUUUCAUACAGGAGUUUCUGAGAGAGUGAAGAAACUAGCCAUGUCACAUGACCUUUUUUACGUUGUCCCAUGCAGAAGAGUGAUAGGUUUGAACUUCAAUAAUAUUAAAAUCUCAAAACAUGGCAAGAACGAAAUAAUGUAAAUAUUAUUAUGACCGAGUGGCUGUUUUUUUAAAUGCCAUUUCAUUUUGUAAUUUAUUGAGCUGUCUGUGCUUGUAGAAGUGCAUAUAUGCAUUCUGAUUGGGUACCAUUACAUGACAAGUGAGUGGUUUGCCUGCUUGAUACUGUAGAUAUUUUGUUCUGCACAAAUUCUGUUAGAACAGCACUUGAAUGGAGUGAAGCUUGGCAAGACCCUGGAAAAUACAGACGUUAGUUGUUCUGCUCUAAGAAAGAAAAACAAAAACAUCAACCCAACAGUUUGAGCCUAAAAACAUACGUUAAGGAUGUUGUCAGUGUUCUUAAAGGAAUGUUCGGGUUCAGCACAGGUUACGCUGUAGGACGGCAUCUGAAGUAUGCUGUUGAUUAGUAGAUCAUUUACUCAAUCCUCUGUUUGUGUCAGAGCUCUGCGUGUCCAAACACACACAUGUACACAACUGAACUUGUAAAGCUUGUGUGUUUGUUAAAUCACUUAUUUUAUCUUCUUCCUUACAAAAAGAGAGUCUUAUUUGAGCUGUAAAGUUGUAAUGAAAUAAAAUAGAAAUAAUAGAUGAAAACUUUAAGCAAAAAGUGUAUAAACCAGCUCAAGUAUAAGCACUAACAUUGGAAAUAAAUGAAACUGAACUAAAACAGAAAUAAAUAUAAAUUAAACCUAAAUUAAUGAUAAUAAUUAUAAUACUUAUACAAUUGAAAUGCACAUACAAUUACUUAACUAAAACAUUAAAAGCUAUACUUCAAAAUGUAAUAUAUAUAUAUAUAUAUAGUACUAAAUUAACACUGGUUAGGAGCUGAAUAUAACUUUUCACGGAUCAUUUUUCAAGUAUUUCUGGUUACGUUACAGUACGGUUCCAUUAAUUAACUACAUUAUAAAACAUGAACUAACAAUCAAAAUACCUCUAAUGCAUUAACUAAUCUUAGUUAGUGCAAAUUUUAAUUAAAAUACCUCUUAUGCAUUUACUAAUCUUAGUUUAAAUUUCAGUGUUUCCUGUGUAAUUAAAACCAAAGGUUGCAUCUGAUAAUAUUAUAUAGCGGAUGUGAGCUAGCAUGAACUAUACAUAACUGAACAUGUUUAAAUAGAUAGUUUCGGUCCUUGUUUCUGAUUGGCUGAGCCUUGUUCGAAGCUGUUGUAAAUAACAACAGUAGUAACCGUUUUAUAAAUACAAUAAGCCCCAAGAAGCCGUGGUUUACAGUGAAUUUAUAACAGCUAAGGAGCAUUGUUAGGCAACACCCCUAUAAACAAACAUUUUUGUGUAUUUUUCUGUUUAUCCCAGUGCAGCAUCUUGUUCCAUAUAGCUACAUCCAUUGUAAGUGCUUUACUGAUUAUUUUUUUUUUAUAUAGCUGUCACAGAACAAACUCAACCUGUUUCGAGUCUGAACCAUUCCUUUAAGCCUCACGAACCGAAUGCCCAUGUGCCAUGAAGGAACAUCCUGCUUUGAAUGUGUCAAUCUGAUGUAUUUCCUGUAACGUCUGUAUUUGUGGCUUAGAAGCAUGUGAUGUAAAAGCACACAUUUUAGAAAGUUGUUUAGUAUUUUAUUUUUUUAAGUGUACGGUUUGAAUGUGAACGUUGACCCAGCACACCUUUCAAUGGAAACCAUGAGCUGUUCAUUCCUUGAAUCAGUAAUCACUCAUUCAGUCAUUUUCCAGCGGGAUGUGAAUUAAACACGGUCUUACAUCACAGUGUCUCAUAUUAGAUGGUCUCAGUCUGGGCUGCUUUAGUCACAGAGGCAACACUUGACAGAGUCAAUCGAUUGAUAAAGAAAAGAGCUGGCAGGCAGUGUUCGGACCCGUCUGUGCCGUAUAUUUGUGUUGCACAUGUAACGCUCCCUUCAGGACAGGGAGGAAAACUGUAUAAGCAUUUCCAACCUCCCUUUACUUACACUGGCCAUUAUCUAAGAUACUUUCCCAAGGACGCUUAAUUCAACAACUUUUUUCUUCUUCAUUCUGCCUUGACAGCCGACAAGACUUCACUUGCUAAUAGUUAAUAGUGCCACGCCAACCUUGUUUGUAUGUUGCAGGUUCAUUUGCUGCAUGGCUGGUAAUAUAAUGAUCUCUACAGUCCUUUUGCUGCAGCAGUCUUGUCCUAACAAGAGUCUUUGCCAUGUUAGCUCUUGAACACUCAGAGCCCAGCUUAAGCGGUGGAUGCGUGACUUCACAUGCAGCGCAGCUAUUUCAUUGAGUAAUAAAACGAAUCAACAGCCUCACCACAAAAAUCUAAGCCAUGCACUGGGAUACCAGGAAAGAGAAAUGUGUUUUUAAUGAAGUCUCCUAUGAAUGCUAAAGCUGUAUUUUCAGCAUCAUUAUUCUUAUAUACUGAAUUGAUGCACGAUUAGGUUUUUGCAGCGUAAUCUUUUGUGGAAACAUUGUUUCAGGAAAGCAUUUGUAACAUUAGAAAGGUUUUAAAUGUCAGACUUGUUCAAUUCGAUGCAUAAUAAUGAAUAAAAGUAUUAAUUUCUAUUCAUCACACACACCCCACACCUUUGCAUAUAACACUGAUUUCUGAAGAUCAUGUGACACUGAAAGACUGGAGUAAUGAUGCUGAAAACACAGCUGCGCAUCACAGUAAUACAUUUCAUUUU